GCACACUGAUGAGUUCGCGGCCCCAUUGUGCUCGCGGACCGUCGCGGCCCGCUGCGCUGCGGUUCGGUGCGGUUCGGCUCCGUCGGGCCCCGCCCCCCAAGGCAGCCCUGCCCACUCCUCCCUCCUUGUCCCCGGGCCAUGGAUCCGCGGCCGCGCGCGCGCUGAAGAUCCCGCGCAGCCUCCGCGCAGCCGCGCGCGCCCGGCGCCGCCAGGGCCAUUUUGGGUCGUUCGAGACGCGCCCACCGCGGGCCUGGAGGAGCCGACCUGCGCCCGCCCGCCACCGAUGAGCUCCAUGAACCCCAUGAAACCCUCCUUGCCGCCCGCGCCCCACGGUGAUGGUUCAUUUGCAUACGAGGCUGUUCCUUGGCAACCGAGCACCAAUCAACCGGCGGGAUCCCUCUCCGUGGACACCGUCUGGGGGGUCAGCAACACCUCCCAGAGCCAGGUUUUUGGCAGCCCCAUGGGCCCUGGGGGGAGCAGCUCCAGCACCCCACUGCUGCCUGGCAUGGCUGGCACUGGCUCGGGCAUGAGCUCGCCGCCGUUCAUGCCGCAGCAGCCCUUUACCGAGGGGGCACCUGGGAAAGGCUACAUGCAGCCAGGUGUCUAUGGCCGCAGUGCCUACCCCGGCGGACCAGGCUUCACCGCGAGCUAUGCCGGAAGUCCUGGCACCCCUGCUGGGAUGGGGAUUCCCUCACAUACCAGUCGCCCCCCCGCUGACUUCACCCAGGCAGCUGCUGCUGCUGCUGUGGCUGCUGCUGCUGCCACAGCCACAGCUACGGCAACGGCAACGGUGGCAGCGCUGCAGGAGAAGCAGAGCCAGGAGCUGAGCCAGUUCAGCGCGAUGGGGGCAGGGCAGCCAUUCAGCAGCCAGUUCCUGCCUCACGCUGGCCCCCGUGGCCCUGCCACCAUGAGCCCUGCUGGCAUAGCAGGCAUCAUGGCUCCUUCCAGCAUCUCCCCCAUGAACAUGAGCCCUGCACGGGCCUCCGGUGCCAGCCCCCUUUAUGGUGGUCAGCGGGUGCCCCAGCAUGCUUAUCCUGGCUCCCCCGCGAACCAGCAGCUCUCCCGUCAGGGCCUGAAGCGGGCGUACUCCAGUGAGGGAUACCCAGCACAGCAGUACCUUCAGGGAGCGCAGUACGCUGCAGCUGGUGCCCAGUACAUCCCCAGUGCCCCCCAGCCCUCUGCUCCGUCCCCCUCCUUCCCUGGUCACAGGCUGCAGCAGGGAAUGAGCCAGUACCUCUCAGCCUCGGGCACCGCUGGACCCUAUUACAAGACAGCUGAGCAGUUCGAUGGGCAGAGCACCGGCUUCAGCUCCUACAGCCAGGUGGCGGUCACUGGGCCAGGCCGGGCGCUGCCGGGCUACCCCAGCUCACCACUGGCCGGGAACCCCACAUCACCCAUGACGCCAGGCAGUGGCCUCCCCCCCUAUGCCUCCCCGGGCCAGGAUGUCAAGUCGCCAUUCCUGCCAGACAUGAAGCCCAGUGUCACCUCCCUGCACUCUUCCCCCUCGGGGCCGGCCCCCGGGGAGGAGCUGCGGCUGACCUUCCCGGUGCGGGACGGCGUGGUGCUGGAGCCCUUCCGCCUGCAGCACAACCUGGCCGUCAGCAACCACGUCUUCCAGCUGCGUGACUCCGUGUACAAGACUCUGAUGAUGAGGCCCGACCUGGAGCUGCAGUUCAAGUGCUACCACCACGAAGACCGGCAGAUGAACACCAACUGGCCGGCCUCCGUGCAGGUCAGUGUCAAUGCCACACCGCUCACCAUCGAGCGUGGAGACAACAAGACCUCCCACAAACCUCUCUACCUGAAGCAUGUCUGCCAGCCUGGCAGGAACACCAUCCAGAUCACUGUCACCGCGUGCUGCUGCUCCCACCUCUUUGUCCUGCAGUUGGUGCACCGGCCGUCGGUGCGCUCGGUGCUGCAGGGGCUCAUCAAGAAGCGCCUGCUCCCUGCUGAGCAUUGCAUCACCAAAAUCAAGCGCAACUUCAGCAGCGGGACCAUCCCUGGACCCAAUGGCGAAGAUGGUGUGGAGCAGACAGCCAUCAAGGUGUCCCUCAAGUGUCCCAUAACUUUCCGGAGGAUCCAGCUUCCUGCCAGAGGCCAUGACUGCCGGCAUGUACAGUGCUUUGACCUGGAGUCCUACCUGCAGCUCAACUGUGAGAGGGGGACGUGGCGGUGCCCUGUCUGCAAUAAGACAGCCCUGCUGGAGGGACUGGAAGUGGACCAGUACAUGCUGGGCAUCCUGAUCUACAUCCAGAACUCGGAUCAUGAAGAGAUCACCAUUGACCCGACGUGCAGCUGGAAACCUGUACCAGUCAAACCUGAUCUCUAUGUCAAGGAGGAGCCGGAGGGGCCAGCGCUGAAGCGGUGCCGGACCCUCAGCCCCACACACAUGGUGUUACCCAACAUCAUGGAGAUGAUUGCUGCCCUGGGCCCUGGCUCUGCACCCUUCCCGGCUCUUGCACCACCCCCAGCAGGUGCUGCUGCGGACUAUGGCACCACAGGUUCCAGCUUUCCAGCACCAGGGGGCUUCCCAGAGCCGUUCCCCACCCCCGGAGCCCCUGGCACACCGACGCUGAGUGACUUUGCACCAGGGCAUCCCCCCAUCUCCUACCAGCCCGACAUUCCCGGUGGCCUCCUGGCCCCUGAGAAGCCCCCACUCCCUGCACAGCUGCCCCCAACAGGGCGGAUGGACCCGUCCCACCCCCCGGUGCAGCCUGGGCUGCACAACCCCUCCCCGGCACAGCCAUUGCAUCACCGGAGCACACCAGCUCGGCCCCCCCUGGGACUCUCUGGCCCAACCCAUGCUGCCGAACUCCCCUUCCCUGCCACAACAGGUGAUGGGCCUGAGCCUGCCCUUGACCUCCUGCCCGAGCUGACGAACCCUGAUGAGCUCCUUUCCUACCUGGGCCCCCCUGACCUCCCCAGCAGCAGCAAUGACGACCUCCUCUCCCUCUUCGAGAACAACUAAACCAUCCUCGUCUCCCCACUGGACCUCCCCGUGGAACUUGGAGGGCAGCACUGGCAUGCCCCUGCCCACCCAAGAGUCAGGACCUGCCCCACUAUGGGGCUUCCCCAGAAGGGACAUGAUAGGACAGAGAGAGGGAUGGGCUUGCCACCAACCCCCCCCAGAAGCACAAGGCUGUACAUACUGUAGAAACUGUUCUCCCUACCCCCCCACUCCCCAAAACCCCCCACCCUGUAUUAAAGGCAAGUGCAUUGGUGUGGGGUUGGCCCACGCCCCUGUGUAUAUGUGCACACGCUGCUUCCCCCUGUAACACGUGCCCAGCCAGGGAGUGCAGGGUGCAUCCCCCCAGUUGCUCUGUGUACCCCCUGCUGUCCCCUGCCACCCAGCUCC
Messenger RNA from Calypte anna (Anna's hummingbird), 3355 nucleotides. It is a transcript of the gene ZMIZ2, whose product is annotated as zinc finger MIZ-type containing 2. The record is from RefSeq and is a predicted model, not a curated record. Gene Ontology annotation, molecular function: zinc ion binding; SUMO ligase activity. Lineage: Eukaryota; Metazoa; Chordata; Aves; Apodiformes; Trochilidae. Gene Ontology annotation, biological process: protein sumoylation; regulation of transcription by RNA polymerase II.